CCGAACAUCAGCCACCACCGCGAACGCGACCCGAACAGCGAUACCCGGGAACCUUGCCUCUUCACCAGAGAUGGCCAGAAAACGCGUCGUAUCAUCUGACAGCGAGUACAGUGACGCCAACAGCGAUGAACACGAACCAGGGUCCAAGACGUCUGCCACGACGCAAGCAAAGAGAACAAAACGCGUUACAAGUAUCAAGAAGGCCAGAACGAAACGCGCGAAGCUUGAUACCGAAGAACCAGAAGACGAGCUUGAAGAUACGUCUAUACCUGCAACAGCAUCAGGGCCACCUCACCCAGCUGCUAUACACGUCGUGGCCGAACCUGUGCCUAUUCGAGAAGCAUUGCUCGGAUGGUAUGAAGGGGUACAUGAAUCCCGGGGUAUGCCAUGGCGGAAACCUUAUCACCCAAGUAUGAAUGCCGAUGAACGCGCACAGAGGGCCUAUGAGGUGUGGAUUUCCGAGAUCAUGCUUCAACAGACUCAAGUCAACACCGUGAUACCGUACUAUAAUAGGUGGAUGGCAAAGUUCCCGACAAUCAUGGAUUUAGCAGCAUCCGACAUUGAGACCGUCAAUGGCCUCUGGAAAGGCUUAGGCUACUACUCGCGCGCCGCCCGCCUACUGAGUGGUGCCAAAAAGGUCGUAGAGCAAUUCGACGGCCGCCUGCCCGAUAACGCAAAAGACUUGGAGACGCACAUACCGGGAAUCGGUAGGUAUAGUGCUGGAGCUAUUUCCUCAAUUGCAUACAAUCAGUGUGUCCCUGUUUUAGACGGGAACGUGCACAGGCUUCUCAGCCGUCUACUGGCACUCCAUGCACCGCCAAAGGGGAAACAGACCCUUGAUCUCCUUUGGGGUGGAGCGACAGACUUAGUAGACGGCUGCACGCGUCCGGGAGACCUCAACCAGGCCCUGAUUGAAUUGGGAGCCACUGUAUGCAAGGUUCGUGAUCCACAGUGUUCCUCCUGUCCCGUGAGGCCGUGGUGCCACGCAUACAAAUUGCAGAGCGCUUCAGACACGAAGGCGCCGGGAUCCGGGGCGUCGAACGGUGAAGACCAAGUAGGAGAUAUCGAGGAACUUUGUGCGCUAUGCGAACCGCUGUCGGCUGGCAGCCCGGUGACGAGUUUCCCGAUGAAAGUAGUCAAGAAGAAAUCCCGAGAAGAACUAGACAUCGUGAACGUUAUCGAGUGGCGUCACCACGCCGAUGGCGAGCGGUGGUUCUUGCUAGUUCGGCGUCCAGAAGGCGGUCUUCUGGCCGGCCUGCACGAAUUUCCCACCGCGUCCAAUGUCCCUGUGACUACGACGUCCGCAGAACAGAUCGAGAUACCACACACGCUUUUGUCUGGCAUCCUCGCCGUUCCACUCCCGCAAUAUGCCGCAAGAACCUCGGCAGAUCAGACGUACAAGGCAUCUUCCAGCUCGGAAGGCUCGAGCACACUGCGGAUCGUGAAGGUUGCUCCUGCCGGCGAUGUCAUCCACAUUUUCUCCCACAUCAAGAAGACGUAUCGGAUACAGUGGGUCGUUUUGGAAGGUGGCAGCGCUGAGCCUCCGUGCCUGGCACCGCUAAGCCUACCUGCACCGGUCGGCGGUCCUACUAAGCGCGCAGUCAAUGCGGAUGGCAAGAAGUCGUCUAAGGUACGGAAGGCUCCGUCCAAGGCCGGACAGCCUAAGGCUCUCCAUUCUGAGGCGCCCGUACAGGCGAUGUGGAUGCCCAUGGACGACGUCAUCAACGCUAACAUUGGCACCGGAGUCCUCAAGGUCUGGAAUCAGACCCGUAAGCUGUGGGGGAAUGUCAGCUGAUCCCUGGCCAUGUGUUGACGAACACCGCGCGGACGAAAUGUUCUGCCAAGCAGCGACAAGCAUGUAUGCACCCUUUCGUGGAUGGUACGCACAAUAAUGUACAGAUGGAGGAGAUUUCAAGGGGAUGCUAGCCGUCCUUGACUAUCAUGAUCCGGUCAUAACGG
Rhodofomes roseus is the source of this 1959-nucleotide messenger RNA. Its product is annotated as DNA glycosylase. Gene Ontology annotation, cellular component: nucleus. The record is from RefSeq and is a predicted model, not a curated record. Gene Ontology annotation, biological process: mismatch repair; base-excision repair. NCBI's taxonomy places the organism in Eukaryota, Fungi, Basidiomycota, Agaricomycetes, Polyporales, Fomitopsidaceae. Gene Ontology annotation, molecular function: 8-oxo-7,8-dihydroguanine DNA N-glycosylase activity; oxidized purine DNA binding; adenine/guanine mispair binding. The transcript is spliced from 8 exons. Bases 71 to 1795 code for a protein of 574 amino acids.